AGACAGACCCAAGAGGUUCUGGAUACGGAUUGGCUUGCUUUUAAUACAGUACAGACUGCUGCAGUUAACGGGCUUGGCAAAUAUCCCCUGGGGUGUCAACAAGGAGCCCAUCCAAUGGCCGCACUUUCUUUGUGCUGAUGGUCACAGAAAACAGGUAUUGUUAGCGGGCGCAAGAUCCGUAAGUGUGUGACACAAGAUCUCUCAUUGCGUAAGUAUAUGGUCUGGGUGUAUCUCACCCCUGACAAUAGAGAGUAGCUUUUGACAACACUGAUCAGUGCAGUCCUAAUGUAGAGUUACUCCAGUCUAAGCCCAUUGAUCUCAGUAGGCUGGAGUAAGUCUGCAUAGGGUUGUGCUUUGAAUUAUAUUGGCAAGGAGGAAUGCAACCUACAGUUCUGGAAAAUCAACAGAAAGAGGGAAAGAAGAGGCAGGCCCCAGCAGCAUCCCUGUUGAAGUUUCUUCAAAGGCCAAAUCUACAAAAUGGCUGUUCACGCCCCAACCUGUAUUGUAUUACUUCUUGGCUCAGAAUUCUAUUAAUGCUGAGGCCGGAGGUGAGGUGUGUGUGUGUGUGUGGGCGGGGUUAUAACUCUUCUACAUGAGAGAAGCAACAGUGCCUUUUAAAAAAAACCCAAACCUCUCUGAGCCAUUAAAAAGCUCAUUUGUUUGUAGCCAUCUUUACUCUGGACAGCAUUUUGGGUUGCAAGAAUAUUGCAGAUAGGUAGCCUUGUUGGUAUGCAGUAGAACAGCAGUGGCACCUUAGAGACCAACAAGGUUUUUAGUGAACUUUCGAGAGUUAAUGCCCCCUUCUUCAGUUAUCUGAAAAAGGGAGCUUUGAUGCUCGAAAGAAUAUUGCAUUAUCCCAGCAAAAUGGUCUGUCAUGGUGCAUCAGUGCAUCAGUGUUGAUGGUGCAGCGGUCAUUGGAGAGCACCCAUAUCAUCAACAUUUAAUUUAAGUUGCAUACACAUACCUCUUUUUUUUAAAAUGGGGAACGCGACCAGAUUAUCUACUGCAGCAAAGCUAUGUCACCCAUUUGAUUAUGUGGGGAAGAGAUUGAUGUUGGAUAAGGCUAGUAUAAAAAUAAGAUCUGUAAUAGCAAUAAUAUUAUUAAUACUAGAUGUAAUAAUAUAUAGCAGUGUCUAUAUGGUACUUUUUCUAAAUGUUCAAAAUACUUCACACUCAUCACCUUAGACGUUCUUACAACAUCCAUGCAACGGAGGGAAGCAAUAUUACUUUUACAUUUCCGACGGCAAGGUAGAAAGUGCUGGGCUUAGAAACAGCAGUUUCAUUCUGGCCCCUUAUUUUAUGCUGAACUGAGAUUUUGAACCAGAGAUCUCCCAACAAACAUUACACUCCUGCAGUUAAUGUACUUUUCUUUCCUCUGGAAGGUCUGCAAAGAGAUUUUUUUAAAAAAAAAUCAGGCUUCAUAUGCAAAGGAACUGGAACAAGAGAUCCAGUGACAGGUCCUGACUGUCACAGUGACACAGUCUCAUUUCUAGUCCAGUCUUCCAAAGUUAUGAUGAAAUAUGGUUGUAGUCAUGAUGAAAUGCUUUCCUUGUAUUUUUAUCUUCCAUAAGUAGUCAGAUGUUCAGAGAAGCCUCUGCAACAUUUGUUUCCUCCAGAGGAAUAGGCCACCGGAGAAUCUUCAAGUAUGGAUAAAAGUACCUGUAUGUUUUUUCCGGUUGAGGCAAACAGAAUCUGACGGGGCCAUUUUAGGUCAGGAAAAUUGCAUGGGAGUAGAGGCUUCAACCUUGCCAUCCCCUCAUGUGACAGUCCUAAUUUGUAUCAGGUCCCUGCAGGCAUGAUGGAUACGGAAUACCCAGUAUAUUGUCUACUUUGGUCCUAAGUUAUUAGCUGAGAGAGAUAAUAUUAGUCUCCCGGUAAAGAUGACAUUGGCCUUAGAGCACCCAAAAUGUGCUUCUCUAGUUUUUUGACAUCUUCACUGUGAGACCAUAAUGAUGGCCACUAACUUAGAUAAUGUUUAAUAGAGACAAUUUCAUAAUGGAUAUGUCUACCAACUGUUUUUAUCCAUGAUAGUUAGAUGGAAGGUCCAAGUGCAGAGCAAUAUAUCUGAAUACCAGGUGUGGAGAACCAGCAGUAGGAGGGAAGUCAGUCUUAAAGCUGUCUUCAGAUCACUUAGAGACACCUGAACAGGUCUUCUGUGCCCAGAUGGGAGAGAGUGUUCUGAAUUAAUCAAACCAAAUUUAGUUGGAUCAAGUUGCUUUGUGGAGUACAUGUAUUUUGCAAUGACAACCUGCAGGUGAGCUUGGCGACACAUAGAGCAUGUAGUGCUUGGGAACACCUUUCAUUGGGAGAGGGGGCAACGAUGUUGUGCUCUGUGUAAGAGCUUCCUGGAGACAUCUGGGUUGAGAUUCUGUGGAAAAACAGGAUGCUGGGAUACAUGGAGCCCUCAUCUGGCAUAAAAAUAAGAUCUGCAGUAGUCCAAGCUCUGGAGUUCAGUAGUGAUUAAUUGGUCGUUCCUACAAAGGCUUCUUGUUUAUGAGCAGGUGUGAAGAUGGGGACAGCCCAUGGCCAGAAGGAAAAUAGAUUUUAAGAAAAUUAUGGCAACAGACCUUCUAUGCUACCACUUCAGGGAAGCACCAUUAAGAAUAAGUAUCGGGUGGCCCAAAGGUUGUAUGAUCUUAUAUAAUCUGUUUUCUUUACUACCAUUUGUGUUUUUCUUCUAUGGAAUGUGAACGAAUUCUGCUGGUGGCCUAGUUCUUUUGUGAAAGAGACCUGAUCCAGUUCAACGUGCAGGUUUUUGUAUCGCAGCUAAAAUAUCUGAUGGAUUCUUUUACCUUUCCUACAGAUAUUCAAACGCCUGGAAGUGUGCCUUACAUGAAAGCAUCAGGCAAAGAAGCAAAAAUCCUGAAGGCCCGUCAUGAUGUGAAGCCCAGAGAUGAGCAGUAACUACUGCAACAACGUGUCAGUGAGCAUGAGCGUCAACGAGGUGUCCACCUAUCCCUUGACUCUGGAACAAAAAACCGGCUUUGCCUUUGUAGGGAUCCUGUGUGUCUUCUUGGGACUUCUGAUUAUCAGAUGCUUCAAAAUUUUAUUAGACCCUUACAGCAGCAUGCCGUCUUCCACCUGGGAGGAUGAGGUUGAAGGGCUGGAUAAGGGGACGUUUGAAUAUGCUCUUGCAUGAAAAACCCCGAAGAAGUAAUCCUGCCUUAACUCUGAUGUUUUUCAUUUUGGAAAAAAAAUCCUACUAAGGAGACGUUUGUAAUAGAUAUGUAUGUUUUAAAGAUACGGCGAUAGCAUCUUUUUCUUUUUUUGUUAAAUAAAUCUUUGCUUUAGACUCAUAAAA
Molecule: messenger RNA, 3301 nt
Organism: Eublepharis macularius
Lineage: Eukaryota; Metazoa; Chordata; Lepidosauria; Squamata; Eublepharidae
Gene: CTXN2
Product: cortexin 2
Exons: 2
Coding region: 2894-3139 (81 amino acids)
Source: RefSeq, a predicted model, not a curated record